AUGUCAAAAACCCAGGCUCAAGAGGCAGGAUCGCCCGACUCGAUCGCUGCCAUCUCAUCAUCCUCGUCAGAUGCCGAAAUUGAUGCUUUCCUCGCAUGGGCCCAGGCAGUGCUUGGCGGCAUCCCUGAAGCUUCCAAAGCAGUGAAAAAGGUGGCGGACCUCGCGGACGGUGUUGCUCUCUUCCACAUCCUCUCCGACAUAGAUCCGGUCCUCUUUCGCAAUCCUCAUACUGGCGACACAAAGGAUAACUGGGUGCUCACCAUCGGCACCCUCAAGCGUCUAUACAAGCUCAUGAUGCAGUUUUACUCGCAGAGCCUCCAAUGUGCUUCCACCGCGCUGCCCUCUCCCGAUCUCAACGCUAUUGCACGCUCUGCCGACCCGCAGGAACUCGCCAAACUCUGCCUGCUUGCCAUCGGUAUUGCUGUUCGUAGCGAGAAGAAUGAGACCCACAUCUCUGCAAUCCAGACGCUCGACCAAACACAUCAGCACCAGCUCAUGGUGUCGAUAGAGCGCAUCAUGACCUACAUCAAUCAAGGACAAGAAGAGUUCCAAGCCGCAUCCAACCCCGACGAUUCCGUAUCCUCUUCCGUCGCCGACGGGCAAGCUGACGAUCUGGAAACAAAACAUCAGGGCAAGUCGACCACGCAGCUUGCCUCUGAGCUCGAAGCCGUGCAGGCGCAGAAGGACGAUGUCGACAAGUCCUACCUGCUUCUGCUCGAAGCUCAUCGCGGACUCGAAAAUCAAUUUCAAGACCUGCAGACCGAGAAGGACGAGCUAGCAGCAGCACAUCAAGCACACAAGAAGCGCGUCGAGGAGGAACGCAACGAGCAGGCCGAUGUGCUCAUGCGACAGGAGAUCGAAAAGCUCAAGAAUGAUCUGCGUCGAAGCGAGGAUGCUCUCGCCGAGCUCGAGACCGACAACGAAAAGCUGCUCCACUCAGCUGAAGAGAGCACGCGCAAGAACGACGAGCUACAAAAGAGCGCAGAAGAGGCGGUCAAGCUCAGGGAUCAGAUCGAAGAGUACAGGCACGCUGCGGAUCGGCUCCAAAAAGCAGAGAACGCCAUCGAAAAAUACAAGAAGAAGCUCGAGGAGGGUGCUGAUAUCCGGCGUCAGCUCAAGUCAUUGGAGGACCAGAACGCCGAACUCGUCGAUCGCAACGCCAAGCUAGAAGACGAGUACAAGCGAGUCUCUGCCUUUAAACCGCUUAUGGACUCGUACAAGACCCAGAUCGCUGACCUCGAAUCCAAAGCUUCCAACCUCCAGCGCGACCUGACCACGUCCAAGUACGAGCAAGAGCAGAUCCUCUCGCGCCUCAAGGCAUCCGAAGACCAGCGUGCCGCCGCGAAAGAAGAAAUGGAGCUGUACCAGGAGCGAGUCAAGGAGCUCGAGCUGGGAGGCGACACGCCCGUCACAAAGCGCAAGCAGCUCGUAAGCCGCAACUCGAAUGCCUCUGCCAACGGCGUCGACGGUCUCAUCGCAGCGGACGCCAGCAGAGCCACUUCUGAGGGCGAUGACGAGCUGGACGACGAUGGCGACGACAUCCUAGACCGUUCGGGCGAACUCGAGGACGCACUCAGCGGCACCACGAUGACCGAUCUCAAACUCCAGGUGCGCAAGCUUUCGCGCGAGCUCGAGGCGGCCAAGACCAACAAAGCGGAUCAAUCGCGCCUCAUUGUGCUCGAGAACCUGCUCGAGGAUGCACAGCGCAUGAAAGCGCGCUACGAGGCCGACUACCUGCGCGAGCAUCGCGACAAGAUGGUGUUGCAGAACCAGCUGGAAGCCAUCCGAAGCGGCAAAUCAGACUUGGGCGACGGCACCGAGGCCGCAUUCGCAUUGCGCUUGCGACUCAACCAAGUGGUCGAGGAGCUGGAUGUGGCCAAGCGUCGAGUGACGGAGCUGGAAGUGCAAAACGAACAAGUCGCACGCGAGCUGACGGUGGCCAAGUCGGAUCUAACGUUGGUGAACAAGGACCAGGUGGACAUUCUACAUUCGCUGCGCGCCUCGAUCGACGCCGACAAGGACGAGCUGGAAGCCAGUGUCAAGAAACUCAAGACGGAACUGGCAUCUGUCAAUGAACAGAACCGCAUGUACAUGGCGCAGGUGAAUGCGCUGCUCAUGGAGAAGGUGGAUCUGCAAGCCGAGGGGAUUGGGCAGCGCGACGAAGCACUCAAACGCGAACGCACGCUGGGCGAGUUGCAGACACGUCUCAAGGGCAAGAGCCUUCCCAAGGAGGUGGAGGACAUGGUGGCGAGCUUGCAGAGUGAGGCGCUGGGCUCUACGCGCGAUCUGAAAGCGCUGCAGGAGCGGUUCGCCAAGGCCAAGACAUUUAUCAAGCAGCAGGACAAGAUGAUCAAGGAAAAGGAUCGAAGCCUCGCAGCGGCUGCGGCGGCUGGGAGUCUAGUGGGUACGCGAGGUACGCUAGAUGGCGACGUUAGCACCGAUGCGCUGGAGCGAGAAAACAGGACGUUGCGCGAAGAGCUGCGGAAUCGAAAUCGCGAGCAGAGGCUCAUGAUGUCGGCCUACCAGGAGCUGGGCCGACGCUACAUGGUGGAGCUCGAGUCUGGGCGCAACCCGAGUGGCGGCAGUGGCGGUGGUGGUGGAGGUGGGCGAGGCGGCAGUGGCGGGAUGGGCGGUGGCGGCGUGUACGGAAGGUCGACCUCGGCGUCGUUCGCGGCUGGCGGAGUGCGAGCGUUGACCGGUGCCAGUUCGCCCGGUCGGAGCUGGCUCGCCAAUCAACGCCAAAUGGUGAAUCCGACGCUCCAAGUAGCGAGUCGCAGAUGA
Sporisorium graminicola is the source of this 2781-nucleotide messenger RNA. RefSeq lists its product as uncharacterized. The transcript has a single exon. The record is from RefSeq and is a predicted model, not a curated record. Gene Ontology annotation, cellular component: centrosome; cytoplasm. Gene Ontology annotation, molecular function: microtubule binding; dynein light intermediate chain binding. Gene Ontology annotation, biological process: cytoplasmic microtubule organization; cytoskeleton-dependent intracellular transport. NCBI's taxonomy places the organism in Eukaryota, Fungi, Basidiomycota, Ustilaginomycetes, Ustilaginales, Ustilaginaceae. Bases 1 to 2781 code for a protein of 926 amino acids.